Nematocida major is the source of this 549-nucleotide messenger RNA. RefSeq lists its product as uncharacterized. The transcript has a single exon. Lineage: Eukaryota; Fungi; Microsporidia. Bases 1 to 549 code for a protein of 182 amino acids. The record is from RefSeq and is a predicted model, not a curated record.
AUGUUAUAUGAGCUCUUUUUUACGUCUCUUAUAGGAGCGUCGUGGGGUGCGUUUUUCUUUCUAAACGAGCUGACGCAGCACGGAAACAGGCCGGGCAGGCCGCCCUGCGGGCCCAUAGACAAGGACUGGUUUGUGGUUUUCUACAUCAACGGCGCAGCUUUUUUCGGGCUUCUGUGGGCUCUGAACACCCCGUCUGGCGCCACCGCUUUGCUGGGCAUCCACAUUUUCAGAAGGCUUGUUGAGUCCUCCAUAUACUCCUACAACCACACAAGCACGAUGAGCCUGCCGCACCUUGUCACAGGCCUUGUGUACUAUCCGCUGAUACUGUGCAGGAGCGUAGACAAAAGCGCCGCGCACGUGCCUCUUUUUGUGCUGGGCACGCUGGCGCAGACGGUGCUGCACUACCUCCUGUUUGCGAAGAGAAGGCCCGUGAGGCACCUGCACUAUCUGGCAGAGCUGCUGAUACACAGCUCCAUCUCGCUGGACGCGCUGAACAUCUCCUGGAUUGUCACGUUCUCUUUGAUCAACAUUCUGAACAGGCGCAGGUAA